UUUUCUUCAUGAAAUGUGUGGGUCAGGAAUUUGUGCAAAUAAUAUGUGGAUAUUCCUUUCUAUUGCUUAUGGGAUGCAGAUGUACUCGCAUUUGAAAAAAGUGAUGUAUGCAGGGUCUUCCAUUGGAAAUGUCCAUAAGAAGUUUAUGGAUAAAUGAUAAGGUUCGACUCACUGAUGACGAAUCCGUCCUCAAAUUCAACUCUGACCGUUCAGCCGUAUAGGUACACGAUAAUUCUCUAAUGAAAGGUCUUAGAAACUUAAAAUUUUCAGAGUAGGUUUGGAUCAGAAAUGCCGCGGUUAAGUUCGUUUAUGGAUAAAAUCCGAUUAUGGUUUCCGUAAAUAUUGACGUUCGAAAUUUCAUUUUCUUGUUGAUGUCGGAACUGCAGUUUCGAUCGCGAUAAAGAUUUCCAAUUGGAUGGAAAAUGACAUUUAAAUGCUUUGUGCAAAAUUUAAUGCUCAUCAUCUAAUCAGCACAAUAGAAAAUUAAAAAAGAAUAACCAAAAAAAUGACCAAUAUUUACGUGACCACACAACUGAUGGAUAUCAGAUUAUGAAAACCAUGACAAAUGGACUAUAGAAGUUUCAAGGAGAAUAUUGAAAAUAGAGCCGUGAUUACAGAUCCGAUUCAAUUGAGAUUUUGAAUGUUCAUAUACAGGGUGUUCCAAAUUGAGUCGGCACCAUUGCCAACUCUGUUAUUAUGGAUGCUACGAUGUCGGUUAAAUGGGCAAACUGGUAGCAUUCUCAGUGGCCUUCUCGAUGCCGAAAAAAAAAAAAUAGACGCGUUGUCAUAAUAUUUCAUAAAAUGAUAUUUUUUCAAUGGAACACCCUAUAUUUUUUCAUGCAUUUAGAUUCGUAAUAACAUUCUCAGCAACAAAGCUUAUCUAACAUUUUUUCGUAAAGGUGAAAAUAAGACAGUUGUAUUAAUAGGAAACAUUUAUAACAGACGGAUUUGAUAAAAUGCUAUAAAAUAUCGAGUUAAUGUUCAAAAACACCGCCUUCUCGUUGAACACAUAUUUGGGCCCUGUUAAUUUUUGUUUUGUUUUCGGCAUUUUUGUUUAAGAUUAUCGAGUAAUGAUCGGAUGAUGAGGAUGAACCAUUAUUUAAUUCGAUUGCGCCCACGCUCGACUCUAGAUAAUUUGAUAUAAAAAAUGAAGAAUAUCAUAAAAUAAUGGAAUGUGGUAUGAAAUAAUGAAACUUAUAUUUCUCAAGAAGGAUCAGUUGGAAGUGAUGAAAUAGAAUUGUUUUCUUAUAUUUUGCAUUCCAUUUUUGAGGAAUCAACAUUCUGAUUAGAGAUUUUUUUUUUUUCUUUCAUUGAAGGCAUCGACUGCUAUGGUCAUUAGCCUCUAACCUAACCAUCACCGGACAUGUACAACAUCCAUGACCUAGCCAGGAUUCGAACCCGGUACCUUCGGCACCACAGUCGACAUCUCUGUCCACUGCACUACCGAGGUAGUCUGAUUAGAGAAUUGAAAAGAUAAUAAUGCAGAACCCCAAGUGGUCAUGAAAUCCGGCAACGUAAAGCGAACGCCGACAAGCCUGAUGAGUUCUUGAAAACUUCACUUUCACUUUGAAAAUGUGUGCAGUAAAACUGUCUGCGCGAAAAUUUGAAUUACACUUCUCAGUUUAGUUUUUAGUGGUGUUUCCGAAUAUCGAAACAGAUUUUCAAAAUUCCGAUGUACAGGGUGUUGUUACGAGGAUUCAAACUAUUCAUAAUUUUUUGUUAACCAGGACCUGAAUUUUCGAGGUGGUUAUUGCAUGAUACGUUUGGGCUCUCAAUUAGGAACAUAUUUGCCAAAUAUGAAGAAAAUAUACUGGGUGGUUCGUUUGAAAUGGCCUCUGAAAGGAACGGGCAAAACGCAUAAAACACUCUGUAUCUCGCCUACGAAGACUGUAAGACCCAAUGAAUGGGGUAUCUCCAGAAUCGCCUUGGUGUCAACUAAGCACCUAUGAAGUAUUUCCGUUUCCCAAUGAAACACCCUGUAUACGCGAAAUUUGCAGGGAAGGUUCGGAUCUCCAAUGCCGCAGUUGAGUUCGUUUAAUAAGCAGAACCUGAAUAGGGGUUCCGUAAAUAUGGCCGUUCGAAAUUUUGUAUUUUGUGAAUUUCGAAACCAAAGUCACAUUUGCGAGGGAAAUUUGCAUUCAGAUGUAGAAUGACCAUAUAAAGCUUCGUGCGAAAUAUCUUGUUGAUCACUUGAUCAGAACCAUAGAAACUCUGUUACCACAGAACUGACGUUGAGUUGAGAUUUUGGGUAUUGAUAUAAAAUAGCAAUGCUAAGCUCCUCGCCAAAUUUCAAGCUUAUCGCAUAAUGAGAACCAUAAAAAAUUAACCAUAGAAAAUUCAAGAAGAAUAUUGGAUAUUAAAAACUUGAUAUCUCUGUGAUUACAGAUCUGAUCAGAUGGAGAUUUCGCGUGUAUACAUAAAAUGAUCAUUCGAGACUGCGUGCACAAUUUCGUGCGGAUAGCAUAAACAGAACAAUAGAAAAUUCAAGAAGAAUUAAAAAAAUGUACACCUAAUAUAUAAGUUACAACAAAUUUGCUCGAGUUGAAAUUUUGCCUGAAUAUAUAAAUUAUCAAUUUUGAUCUUCAUGCAAAAUUUCGUGUGAAUAGAGGCUUCUACAUAAAAUUCAAGCAGAAUAUUGAAAAUAUUAAAGUCCGGCUUGAAAAGACUCCUCGGGGUCGGUAUAGAGAUGAUUCAGAUAUAGGUACAUCUUUUUAAUGUUGAAUUUCGGGACCGUAACCAGAUGUCUUCAAUCCAUAUAGUGAAUUCUCCAGUUAUCGGCAAUACAAGGGUUGUAAAUAAAUGUUUACACCACGUCUGGUGUUUUCUUCAAGAUGUGGAUGAUGAUAUUCCCCCUCUUAUCGAAUUUUUGCUGCAAGAGCCCUAGUACAGCGUUGCCGUUCGUACGAUAAUUAUCGUUUUGUACGAUAAUUUGCUGCUCAAUUCUAUGUACGAUAUCGCAUGUACGAUAAUAGCGUUUUGUACGAUAAUUUCAGUGUACCUAUCAUUUGAGCUAAAGUGUCAAUAGAUACUCAAAAUAUAAUGAAACUCAGUAUGACCAGAUUUAGUUGAUAUCCAAUUUUUCAGUAGAUUAUUGCAUUUUCAGGAAGUUUUUAAUAGGAAGAAAUCAUUUGAUAGAUUUUAGUAGUUUCAAAAAAUCUAACCGAGACGGUUGGGAAUGUCUAGACUCAAGAAUGUUCCGAUGAAUCAAUUCAUAUUCAAUAUAAUAUACUUUUCAAUUGAAAAGGGCGUAUCUGCAAAAUAGCACAUUUGGGAUAUUUGUCUUUGAAGACUUUCAUUUCAUCCACAGAUUCAAUUGAAUUAAUAUGAAGAAAAAAUAAAUGAUAAUGCAUGUUAAUUAAAUUUAAUCUGUAGAUGGCACAAAUGAAAGUAUUUAAAGUUCAAUCAAUAUCCCAAAAGUGAUUUUUUGUAGAUACGCACGCACUUCUCAAUUCAAACGUCAGUAUAGAUUCAUCAUAUUCCAAUCUGAUCACGCUGAUGAAACUGUUGAAAUGAUGUUCGAUCAAUACAUUGCUUUCCGGAAAUAAAGAGGAUCUUAUACGAAUUCAAUACAGUAAUUACAAUAUCUUAUGCAUAAUGGACCUGUACUUAGCAACUCUCAUGCUUGUAGACACCUCUGAUAAUGCUUUGUCGGCAUUAUCCAUAACAGAAUUACGGUUCGUUUUAUGGGUCGGCUUUAAAAUUCAGUAAAGACGGAUAACUUUUUUGACCGUUAUGCAAAUUUAGGUAGCUAUUAUUUGAAAGCGUUGAAUAUUUUGCAAUAACCUGGACCACUUUAGGAAUCACUGGCCUGGCGUAUACCGAUGACGAAUACAAAAAUCACAUUUGGCAAAACCAGAGGCAACGCCGACAAAGUGGAUAUACAAAGGAUAAUAAUAAAUCUCGAAAAUAGACGUGCUCGUAGGGAAAUAAAAAUAAUUAUCUUGAAAGCGAUAAUAAACUAAUAAACUCUGAAGGGUGCGAUUUUCGACUGCCUUGAAGAUUUCAAAGGAAAGUAAAAUGAUUAUUGGUUCAUUUUUAUGGAAAAAAAUUUCGUUUUUCGUUUCUGCAAGAAUUCUGAAAUUUCAUAUUUUGAAAAUCUUGGGAGGGGUAAUUACUAUAUAAUACUAGUACUCUUCACUAUUUCUAUACGGUCUUGCUUACUGACUGACUGAUAUUUGUACGUUUUUGAGACUCAAUUAUUAAGUGAAGUUAGUGAAGGUGUUUGAAGUUUUUUUAUAAGUUAUAUUUGCCUUUGACCUAAGGACUUUUUGUUUAUUCAGUUAUUAAAGGUAAGAGCUUAAUAUACAAUUCGAUAUUUUUCAACCUUAAAAUUACUUUUUUGAAGAUAUAAAACUUGAAAACGAUUUAUAUUUGAAUGUAUUAGAUUUUUGUGUAUAACCAAUAUCGGGUGUUUCAUGUCAUCGUAUAUAGGCAAAAUCUCGCUCAUUUGACGAGAUAAUAAAAAAAUUUCUGUUACUAGGGCCUAGUAACAGUUGGAAUAAUACAGAUCUAUUCUGAAUUUCUCCAAGUGAAUAUUAGAACUCUGAAAAUAGACGAGCAGAUAAAUUCGAUUUUUUUAAUCUGAAGUUGGUUGUGUUGUGAAUAUUUCGGAGUGAAAACUUGUGUUUGAAUAUUUCGAUCUUUUUGUAAGGAAAGCAAAAAUGUUUGGUCUAGUUCAUUUUCCCGACCAGACUUACGGAAUAUAUUCAAUGAAAAAUAUUUCAAAGAAAAAAGGAGAUAAUAAUGCCUGCAUUGUAAAACAUAGAGGUGCCAAAUAUGAAGCAGUACUGAUAACAGAAAAAGAGAAAAAAGAAGAACUGAGGGUACUUCAAGAUGAAAUGGUUGGACAGCUAAAAUCAGUAAAGAAAUCUGUAAGCGAUAAUAAUUUCACUGAUUCGAAAAUUGGAGAAAAAUAUGUGGAUAUGGACAGACCAUCUACUUCCUCCAUCAACCAUAAAUAUGUUUCCUCCGUUGUUAAAAAAGAUGAAGAAAGUAGUGAUGAAGCAAUUCAAGAGCAAAGAGAAGAACAGAGGAUUCUUCAAGAUGAAACGCUCGAACAAAGAGAAUCAGUAGAAAAAUCUAUAGGCAAUAAUCAUUCCACUGAUUCAAAAAUUGGAAAAAAAUAUGUGGAUAUGGAAAGACCAUCUACUUCCUCCAUCAACCAUGAAUAUGUUUCCACCGUCGAGGGUAGAGAUGAACAAAGUAGUGAUGAAGCAAUUCAAGAGCAAAGAGAAGAACAGAGGAUUCUUCAAGAAGAAACGCUCGAACAAAGAGAAUCAGUAGAAAAAUCUAUAGGCGAUAAUCAUUCCACUGAUUCAAAAAUUGGAAAAAAAUAUGUGGAUAUGGACAGACCAUCUACUUCCUCCAUCAACCAUGAAUAUGUUUCCACCGUUGAGGGUAGAGAUGAACAAAGUAGUGACGGAGCAUUUCAAGAGAAAAUAAUUAUAGAAGAUAUAUUGCUUAAUCCGCGGAGAUCGCCAGAAAAAUCUCUAGUCUAUGAGGAUUUCAAUGAUUUUUCAAUUGGAACAGAAUAUGUGGAAAUUAACCGAUCAUCUACUUCUCUUAUGAAGAACUUCGAUGAUACUGUUUUCUCCACUGUUUGUGGAGAGGAGGAAGACAGAUAUGCAGAAUUUCAAGAUAAUAGUACCAUGGAAGCUUCAGAUAUGAAUGUUGACAAAAACAAACAGAGUAUUAUGCAACAUCAUGGAAUACCAGUUCAAGUGGAACCUGAAGAUGAGAUAGAAUUAUCAGUUUAUGGAGACAAUUCUGAUGAUGAUUCAGAUUAUAAUUUAUCUACUUAUUCAGAAACGCAAUCUGAUAACUCACGAGAUGGCAGUCGGAGCUCAACACCAUGUUCCUUUCUAUCUGAAAUGGAUCUGAAUAUUGAGGAGAAAACGCAACCGAAUGAGUCCAAUAAUAAUUCCCUCUCGAAAAGCAUCCAAGUUCAUUUAUCUGCCUCGUUAAACGAACCAGGGUGCGAUGAUGAAAAUAUGAUGGUAACUGAGUCCCGCGGAAGAAAAGGAGACAAGAAGGCAAAUUUUUGUUUCUACUGCCAUACGAAACAGCAAAAAAUCUCACGACACCUAGAGAAUAAACACAGCGGUGAGGAGGAGGUGAAAAAAUUUAUUAUGUUACCAAAAGGUAACGUAGAAAGGGCCAAGAUUAUUGGUCAGAUAAGAAAAAGGGGAAAUUUCCUUUUUAAUACGAAUGAGAAUUUAAAUGAUGGUGAGCUGAUUGUGGCGCGACGGCCUAAAAGCAGCAGGAAUAAAAGUGGUAGGGAUUACAGUGCAUGUGCAAACUGUAAGGGAUUUUUCUCAAAAGCCACCCUUCGAGUGCAUUUCAGAUCCUGCACAGGCAUUGAUUCCGACAUUAAAAGAUUGCCAAAUUUGCUAAGUAAAAAAAUCACAUCAAGAAUACAUCCUAUGGCAUCAAUAACUGUGAGAAAUCAUUUAUUCCCACCGCUGAGGGAGGAUGAUGUAUGUAGAGCAAUCAGAUAUGAUGAACUCAUCAUCAUUUAUGCUAACAAAAUGGUGGAAAAAUAUAGAGAACCGAGACAUUUCCAAAUGAUAAGGCAGAGAUUACGAUUAAUUGGUAAUUUCCUCAUUAAAAUGAAGGCACUGAGUAAGGAAAUAAAUAAUUUAGCCUCUAUAUAUGACCCAAAAUUUGUAGACAUGGUUUUAUCUGCUAUAAAUAUGUGUGCCCGGUACACUGAAACUACGAACUGCUUCGAAGCUCCUUCGGUAGCGUUCAGUUUGGGCACACUGCUGAAGCAGAUUGGCAAUUUAUUAAUAACAGAGUGCAUUAAAAACCACAAGGAAGAAAUGCGAAAAAAUGCUAAAUAUUUCUUGAAAGUUUUCGCUCAAGAAGUGAACAUAAAUGUAAACAGAACUGUUGCUGAAACUCAACUGAAAAUGAGUAGAACAAAAACAGUUAUGCUACCCACAAUGGGCGACAUAAAAAAACUCAGCGACUAUUUGACCAAGAAGAGAAAAGACGCCCUUGAGAAAUUGAAAAUUUGCUUCUCGUCAUUGGCCUGGAUAGACUUAGCAGAGGCAACGCUAACGUCUAUCCAGGUUUUCAAUAGACGACGCGCUGGAGAAGUCGAGAGAAUUAGCAUUACCGAAUUUGAAAAAUACGAAACGAUUGAGAGAAGUAAUAAUGAUCUAUUUCAAUCACUUUCAGAGAAAUCAAAAGAAAUUGCAAAAAAAUAUGUUCGAUUCACUAUAAGGGGCAAGUUGAAUCGGACGGUUCCUGUUCUAUUGGAUACUCAUUUAUGUGAGUGCAUCCAAUUAAUAAUAAAAAACAGAACAAAUAUGAGGGUCCACAAGAGUAACCCUUAUGUAUUCGGUACACCAGGGUCGGAUACAAAAAAGCAUCCACAUCUGAGUGCCUGCACUUUGAUGAGGAAAUUCUCUGAAGCUUGUGGUGCUGAGCACCCGACAAGACUACGUGGCACCAAUUUGAGGAAACAUAUAGCCACUACGUGUAUUACUUUGAAUCUUGAAAAUCAAGACGUAGUGGAUUUGUCGAACUUCAUGGGCCAUUCGGAGAAGAUACACAAGGGCAUUUAUCGUCAGCCCAUUAUAAGUAGGGACAUUUUGGGCAUUUCACAACUCCUGCAAACAGCUCAAGGAGAAAAUGAAAAUGCAAGCAGUGAUGACUCCGAAAAUGAGGUUGUCAAUGAUGAAGAACCAAUUCCUACAAAUGAAAUCAAUUCAACAGGAGGAACUCCAAAUCUUAGUGGGGGGAAUAGGAGGAAUUCCAGCAAAGCCCAUACCCUAUCUGGCACCCUCAAAAGAGUGAGGUGGACCCAAGAGGAGAAGGAUGCUAUUUUCCGUAUUUUCGGAGAAUAUAUGAAUAGAAAAGCUCUACCUCCUUUGAAAGUGAUACAAACAGUGAUAAAAGAAACUCCUGUUCUUCAGAAUCGCACGUCACCACAAAUAAAGACAUGGAUUCACAAUCAGCUGAAGGGCUCCAAGAAGAAACUUUCAUUUUCAAACUGAAUAUUUGUGAUAUUUUUAAUUUAUACAUAGUCAUUCGUUUUUAUUCAUAUUUAUUUAUUUUUUCAUAUAUUUAUUUACUUUUCAAGAAAGUUGUUUAUGUUUCUUCAUUUUCAUUCAUUUAUUUUCAUUUAUAUUUGUUCGUUUUAUUUAGAGAUUUAUUUAUGUUCCUUUGAAAUUCAUUUAUUUGUAUUCUUAAGAUUUUUUCAAGAUGGUGUUUCUUUCGAAACACUUCAUUUACAAUUGAAGUUUAUUAUUUUUCUUAAUCAAAAACCAAAGAAAAACCGAAUAUUUUAUUGUCACCAUAUUUUUAUGCCUUCAACUGGAAAUUCCUAACUAGAUAUUACAGAAGAACUAGGUCGACUAGAAAUUUGGAAAUGGAGAUUAGAAUAUUUAUCAUUCCUGGCUCUUUCGUACAUAUAGAGAAGAUAUUUAAAUUUGAAAAGAAUUAUGAUUCCCUUGACUUCCUCAUUAUUUAAAAUACUUUACCCAAUAAUUUAACUUCACCUUAUUUUUAUGACCUUUAACUGGGAAUACUCAAGUUCAAUCAAGAAGUUACUGAGGAACUGGGUCGACUAGAAAUUUGAAAAUUGAGAUUAGAAUACUUUCUCAAUCUAGGCUCUUUCGGUUAUACAGAGGAUCAAAAAAAUGUUCAUAACGGCGACCCCCCCCCAAUUUAAAGGCUAGGAUCGCCCUUGUCAUAAAUGCAAUUUCUGUAACGAAACUACAAUGAAAUAUAUUUUCGAAAAUAAAAUAAUCCUCAUAUUAAGA
Messenger RNA from Harmonia axyridis, 8771 nucleotides. RefSeq lists its product as uncharacterized. NCBI's taxonomy places the organism in Eukaryota, Metazoa, Arthropoda, Insecta, Coleoptera, Coccinellidae. The record is from RefSeq and is a predicted model, not a curated record. Bases 4662 to 8003 code for a protein of 1113 amino acids. The transcript has 9 exons.